This is a messenger RNA of Neomonachus schauinslandi (Hawaiian monk seal), 2950 nucleotides long. RefSeq names its product forkhead box J2 (gene FOXJ2). Lineage: Eukaryota; Metazoa; Chordata; Mammalia; Carnivora; Phocidae. Gene Ontology annotation, cellular component: nucleus. Gene Ontology annotation, molecular function: RNA polymerase II cis-regulatory region sequence-specific DNA binding; DNA-binding transcription factor activity, RNA polymerase II-specific. The record is from RefSeq and is a predicted model, not a curated record. Gene Ontology annotation, biological process: regulation of transcription by RNA polymerase II.
CAGUAGCCGGGGACGGGAGUCGGGAGCCGCGGCCUCCCGGACCCUGCUGCCCAGGCCAGCUCAGGGAGAGCGGGGAGUAGGAAAACCCCACCCUCGGGGCACCCCCGGAGCGGAGGCGGGAGCGGGGACGGGAGCAGCCUCUCUCCCCGCUGGAGAGGAGACCCUUACCACUCGGGCGAGGGGAAGAAGAGACCCCUGUAGGGGGGAGUCUCUCCUAGAGGCGAGGAAAACCCCCAUCCUGGCCCGGGAAUAGAGCUCCAGAAGUAGAAAGGGGUGAUCUUACUAAAGGAAGCAGACAGAGUGAGACCGCCCCAGCGUGCCUCCACCCCUCCAAACGCACACUCUGAGCAGUUCAGGACUUUUUGAGGCUAAGAGAAAGGGGGAAAUGCCUAUGGAGUAGGCGCCCUCCAUCCUAUCCAGUACUCACAGGGGAGAGGAGUCCUUACAUUCAGAAGCAGAGGACACUCCAGGGAAAGAAGAGGAGUCGGCUUUCAGCCUUUCAGGAGAGGGGAAGAACUCUCCUCUCAACUUCCUUGUACCUAGACAGUGGAACAGGGCAGAGUCCCUCCGCUCAGAUCUCCACCAGACAGAAAGAGCCCUCCACUCCCGAAAGAUCCAGUUUGGGGGGGAGGGGGACUCCCCCAAGGGGGAGGAGACAACUCCUGGUUGGGAGAGGCUCCUCCCCUCCUCCCCAGGGUUACAGGCAGGGUGUGGGGGGUGUGCCACCUUCCCCAGGUAGGGCCUCCUUCUCCUCCUCCCCCUCCUCCUCCUCCCAACGCUCCUCAUCCUCAGGGGACCCAGUUCCCCACCCCAGCUUGGGAUGCUCAGCCAAGUACUGGAAGAGCCACUGAGGAUGAGACUCUUCAUCUGCCUUUGAAGAGGGGAGUCCCUCCAACCCCAAACUCCAGUACCAGGUGGUUCCCUCCCUUUGCUGGGGGAACCUUGGAGACAGAACCCAGAAGUACCAUGGCUUCUGACCUAGAGAGUAGCCUUACCUCCAUAGACUGGCUGCCCCAGCUGACCCUUCGAGCUACCAUUGAGAAGCUUGGGAGUGCCUCUCAGGCUGGGCCUCCAGGCGGCAGCCGCAAGUGUCCCCCAGGCUCACCCACAGAUCCAAAUGCCACCCUGAGCAAAGAUGAGGCAGCUGUGCACCAGGAUGGCAAGCCACGGUACAGCUAUGCCACCCUCAUCACCUAUGCCAUCAACUCCUCUCCAGCCAAGAAGAUGACCCUCAGUGAGAUUUACCGCUGGAUCUGUGAUAACUUCCCCUAUUACAAGAAUGCUGGCAUUGGCUGGAAGAAUUCAAUUCGGCACAACCUUUCUCUCAACAAGUGUUUCCGGAAGGUGCCUAGACCUCGGGAUGACCCUGGGAAGGGCUCUUAUUGGACAAUUGACACCUGCCCUGACAUCUCCCGAAAGAGAAGACACCCUCCAGAUGAUGACCUAUCCCAAGACUCACCAGAACAGGAGGCAAGCAAGAGCCCACGGGGAGGCGUUCCAGGGGGUGGAGAAGCCUCACUGCCUUCCGAGGGGAAUCCUCAGAUGUCCCUUCAGAGCCCCACAUCUAUCACCAGCUACAGCCAGGGCACGGGAUCUGUGGAUGGUGGAGCGGUGGCAGCAGGGGUUCCAAGCCGAGAAAGUGCCGAGGGUCCUCCUCCCCUGUAUAACACCAACCAUGACUUCAAAUUCUCCUACUCAGAGAUCAAUUUUCAGGAUCUAAGCUGGUCCUUUCGCAACCUCUACAAAUCCAUGCUGGAGAAAUCCUCUUCCUCCUCUCAGCAUGGCUUCUCGUCUCUCCUGGGGGACAUGCCGCCCUCUAACAACUACUACAUGUACCAGCAGCCGCCGCCGCCGCCGCCGCCGCCCCAGCACCGCCGCCCCCCCCAGCAGCCGCCGCCCCAGCAGCCGCCGCAGCAGCCGGCCCCCGCCCAGGGACCCUCCGCUGUAGGGGGUGCGCCUUCACUGCACACCCCAAGCCCGGAUGGUUGUACCCCAGCCGGGGGAAAGCCGGCUGGGGCCGAAGGCUAUGGGCCUCCUUCCGUGAUGGCCAUGCACCCACCCCCACUGCAGCACGGAGGCUACCACCCACAUCAGCACCAUCCCCACCCCCACCCUGCCCAGCAGCCGCCGCCGCCGCCGCCGCCGCCGCCGCCGCCGCCGCAGCCGACUCAGCAGCAGGCGCAGGGCCAGGCUCCUAUCAACAGUACUGGCUUCGCCUUUCCUCCUGACUGGUGCUCCAAUAUCGACUCCUUAAAGGAAAGCUUUAAGAUGGUGAAUCGGCUCAACUGGUCCAGCAUUGAGCAGUCACAGUUCUCAGAACUGAUGGAGAGUCUGCGACAGGCAGAGCAGAAGAACUGGAGCCUCGACCAGCAUCACAUUGCCAAUCUGUGUGACUCUCUCAACCACUUCCUUACCCAGACUGGUCACGUGCCCCCCCAAGGGGGCUCCCACCGGCCACCAGCCUCUGCCCGUAUUGCUGACUCCUGUGCCCUUACCAGUGGUAAACAAGAGCCAGCCAUGAACCAAGUGAACUCUUAUGUGCACCCACAAGCCCCCCACCUCUACCCUGGCCCAUCACCAAUGUACCCAAUCCCCACCCAGGACUCAGCAGGAUACAAUCGCCCAGCACACCAUAUGGUCCCUCGGCCACCGGUUCCCCCUCCGGGCACCAACGAGGAGAUCCCUGAUGACUUCGACUGGGACUUGAUCACUUAGGGCAUCAUGGAGAGCAGCCCUGAGCCCGAGGCUGGGCAGCGAAGUCUGGCAGUGGGGCAAGAACGGCCCUGGCCCACCCCUUCCUCCUUGCUGUAUAUACUUAUAUAGCCUCUUUUUUUCUUGCUCUGUCAGAGGAGCCACCGCGAGAUGCUGCCGAAGAUAACCCCCCCUUUCCUGCCUCCUUCUUCCUCUUCCUUCUUGUUUUUUUCCGAAUUCUUUUAUUAUUAUUCUUAUU